Molecule: messenger RNA, 540 nt
Organism: Racocetra persica
Lineage: Eukaryota; Fungi; Glomeromycota; Glomeromycetes; Diversisporales; Gigasporaceae
Source: the annotation of a GenBank genome assembly
AUGUCCACUGUUCCUGCAACAACCAAUUCGAAACUUAACGAAGAAAAAAGAAAGGAGAUAUUUAAAAUACCCAAAUUUUUGAAGUACAUAAGAAAGAGAAGUUCGGCUUCCAACACGCCCGAGGCACUAAAUCCUAUUACAACUGAAAUUUCUAAUCCACCUGAGGCGGUUGAGUCCCUUCGCAAGUAUGAAACAGAACAAGAACAAGCACAGAAAUUUCUAGAUCGUGUGGGCCAGAACUUCAGGUGGCCUGCAUCGAUGGAAGAUUGCGUCAGAGCCACGGUUUUCUUUUACUUGGCUGACGAAUCUGCCUUGAAAUUUGACGAUGAAACAGCUUUCAAUCUUAUCUUCUUCUUUGACAAUCUCGAUAAAGGAACAUUUGAUGAAUAUAAGGAUAGCUGGGUCAAAGAACUAGAGGACCUCGAACAAGAAAUGCCCGGUGCAGUAUAUUUGCCAGUUGAUAAAUCGCAUCUUGAUAAUCUUAUGAAAUCUCAGCCAGCGAAGACAGUAUCUGUUCAACGUGUUAACCGAGAACACAUG